UGGCGGCGCCCGGCGGCCGCGGGGGCCCGGGCUGGGGGGUCCCGGUCCCGCCCAGGGCCGUCCCGGCCCCGGCCCUCUGAGCGCUCCCGCUCACGGCCCUCUGACGGGUCUCCGCCCCGACCCUGUGAGGGGCGGCCGCCGCGUCUGCCGCGGGCCCCGGGCCGGGCUCGGGCCCGGUGGGGCGGGGGGCCAUGGCCACCCGGCGUCUCACGGACGCGUUCUUGUUGUUGCGGAACAACGCGGUGCAGAGCCGGCAGCUGCUGGCCGAGCAAGUGAGUAGUUUCGGCUCCUCCAGCCCUCUGAAUUCACGUAGCAUGGCUGCUGCGGAGCUGGAUGAGCUGGCUGAUGACCGCAUGGCCCUGGUGUCAGGGAUCAGCCUGGACCCCGAGGCCGCCAUCGGCGUCACCAAGCGCCUGCCCCCCAAGUGGGUGGAUGGGGCAGACGAGAUUCAGUAUGAUAUUGCCAGGGUUAAACAGAAAAUGAAAGAAUUAGCCAGUCUUCAUGAUAAACAUCUAAACAGACCCACACUGGAUGACAGCAGUGAAGAGGAACGGGCAAUAGAAAUCACAACCCAGGAGAUCACACAGUUAUUCCACAGGUGUCAGAGAGCAGUGCAGGUGCUGCAGAGCAGGUCACGAACUUGCACAGAGCAGGAAGCACGUGUUCUCAGGAAUGUGGUGUCUUCCUUAGCACAGGCCCUGCAGGACCUCUCCACCAACUUUAGGCAUGCACAGUCUGACUAUCUCAAACGUAUGAAGAAUAGAGAAGAAAGGUCCAAACACUUCUUUGACACCUCAGUCCCACUGAUGGAUGAUGGGGAGGAUGAUACACUUUAUGAUAGAGGUUUUACAGAUGACCAGCUGGCAUUGGUGGAGCAAAACACCCUGAUGGUGGAAGAGAGGGAGCGAGAAAUCCGUCAGAUUGUGCAGUCAAUCUCUGAUCUCAACGAGAUAUUUAGGGACCUGGGAGCAAUGAUAGUAGAACAGGGAACAGUUCUAGAUAGAAUUGACUAUAAUAUUGAACAGUCAUGUAUGAAAACUGAAGAGGGUCUAAAACAACUGCAUAAGGCAGAGCAAUAUCAAAAGAAGAAUCGGAAGAUGCUCGUUAUUUUAAUUUUGUUUGUUAUAGUAAUUGUCCUUAUUGUUGUUCUUAUUGGUGUAAAGUCACACUAGGUUUCGCUUCAUUUUCUCAUUUUUGGAGUUUCUGUGAACUUUUUUCCCAAUGUGAAUGGAUGGACCUGCACUCCAGAAAGCUGCCUUUGAAUGUACGAGCCCUUGUGGUGCAACGUCUGUGCAAUGUUUCUGUAGAAUUCUUCAAAGUACAAGUUUGGUGGUCUGUGAGGUGUUUGUAAGGAUUAUAUGGAAAAUGUCAGGAAAUUUGAUGCUCCCACACAAAAAAAUUCGGUGCUCUAUGCAGAGGUAUUUUGAAACACAGUACUUAAGAAUAAUUAAAAAUUGAAGUUUACCAGUGACUACAGUAAUUAGUGUGUUACUGUGAACAAAAAUGUGUUGUCUUCUAUAUUCUUAUGUCAUAAUUGUUACAGACUUCAAAUUUAAACCAUGUUACUGAUUCCAUGGGACUGGAUGUCAAAAAUUGAUCUUAAUGUAAAAUUGGUUGAGACACGAAAUUGUUUGAUUGAAUGCCCAUUCUUCCAGACUCAAAAACUCCAAAGAACUGGAUAGGCAGCUAAAAAGGAAAGCUUUUAGCAAUCAGAACAUAAUCCAACCCCUGUGAUCUUAAUUUAGAUACUGCACCAUUACUAAGAAUCAGUGGUACUUGAUCUUGUAAAUAACAAGAUGUAAUCACUGGCAUAAUUUAACAUGUUUAGUUAAUUAAAAAAUUUUCUGAGCUUGAGUAAUCAUGGGAAUGAUUUUCUUUCAUUGGGAUGAUCAUAUAUUUUUUUCAUGCAUUAUUUUUUUAGUUAAAGUAGAGAUAUUACAUUAAAGCAGGGAAGUUAAGCUGAAAAAAUGGAGUAGAAACCCAAAAAGAAAAUCUCUCUGGCCUGCUGCAGUGGGUCUUGGAUGUUUCAAACUGUAGCUGCUGUACAAAUUGUUUAUUUUACAAUGCAUUUGUCCAUAUGGGUUAUGUUUUUUGUAUAAGGAGUGGCUUCACUACAGUAGAUAUUACAUCCAUUUUCCCUGACAGAAAAUUCUCUUUCAGAUGUCUUCCUGGGAGAGGACAUGUUUGUGGUCCUUUACUGACCAUGAGAGGUGUCAUGCAAGUGGCAUGUUACAAGGCCUUCAGUGGAGAAUUUGGGGUUUUCACUGCUUUUUUCAGUGGAGAACUUUGCUGCAGGCCGUACAACAGAAGUUAAGGCACCAUAUAAGUAAUAGAAUACUCUUAAUUUAAUUCAGGCCUGAAGUGAUGUGCAAUUGUAGAGGCCUUGUCUUAAUAUUUUUAAUAUUGCUUUUUAUAUGUUUGGUUGGUUUUUUUUAUUUCCCCCAAGGGACUGUAACUUCCUUCAUUUUCUGACUGAUACAAGUGCUCCCCACAGACCUGCUGAGCUGCUCUGCUCCAAGCCCCAGAAGUGCAGCUUCACAACACUAUGUGACACUGAAGCUGCAUCUCUUGCCUGCCCUGAGUUUCUUUACUCUGUGCUAAAGAGGACUUGAGACAUGGCUUUAAACUGACCAUUUUCAGGGAUGGACCUGAAAGCAAGGACUGCAAAAAUAUGAAAGCCUUGGCUUUUUGUGGGGCUAAUGAAAAGCUUUGUACCACUCUUGUUACCUCUAGAGAAAGGGGAUGUUGAACCACCAAAGCUGCCAGUUCAAACUCUUCAUGGAUUUCAUGAAGUAAAUUGGUGAAAGGAAGAAUGAGGCUUGUGUUGGGUGUGCAGCUCCCCUGUUCUGGUGAUAGAUCUUGCAAUGAUUGUGAGUAAAACUACUGUCUCCCUCGUGCUGGCUGCAUCACUUGGUGUGAAGCAGCAAAUGGCUAUAAUUUAAUAUACUGUAUUUGCAACUUUCUCUCUAACAUGAGAUCGUGUUAUUUAUUUCUGUCUUGACCGGUGCUUUUGACAUUUUAUCAUGGCAGAUGGUUUCAAAGAAGUAAUAAAACACUUCCAACCUAAUUGGGCAAUUAUUCUUUUUUUUUAUUUAAAUUAUAAACUGAAACAUACUUUUGUGAUGUUAACAUGUUUCUGUUCUUCAUAAUAAAGGAAAGUGGCAGUGA
Messenger RNA from Agelaius phoeniceus (red-winged blackbird), 3168 nucleotides. The record is from RefSeq and is a predicted model, not a curated record. NCBI's taxonomy places the organism in Eukaryota, Metazoa, Chordata, Aves, Passeriformes, Icteridae.